Molecule: messenger RNA, 2805 nt
Organism: Leguminivora glycinivorella
Lineage: Eukaryota; Metazoa; Arthropoda; Insecta; Lepidoptera; Tortricidae
Gene: gly
Product: alpha-1,3-mannosyl-glycoprotein 2-beta-N-acetylglucosaminyltransferase
Exons: 9
Coding region: 321-1643 (440 amino acids)
Biological process (GO): protein N-linked glycosylation
Cellular component (GO): Golgi apparatus
Molecular function (GO): alpha-1,3-mannosylglycoprotein 2-beta-N-acetylglucosaminyltransferase activity
Source: RefSeq, a predicted model, not a curated record
UUGACGUGUCCAAUAGGCAUUGUUGUUGUGAUUUAAUUUAUCAGAAUUUUUAACAUUUACUCAGUUGUUCCGGACACGCGACUAGUGUUGAGUAAACUGCAACAUAUUGCGCCCGUGAAAUUGCCUCAGAAAUGUGUGUAAACAGUGAACUAUUGUGUUUAAAUUGUUAAUGUUUUCCUUGAACUCGGCGUAAUUAUUUUUAAUUAAAAAAAAAACAUUUAAAAAAUGUGUUACUUUUUAAUUGACCUAUUAUGAACUAUUAUUACUAUCGCCGUCUUAAAUAUAUGUGAUAGUGGUGUUUUUUAGUAAUUGCCAUCAAAAUGAGACUAUAUUUAAAGAAAUUCCUCGUAGUAGGUCUAGUUUCAUUAUUUAUUAUAUCGCUGAUGUUCUUUUAUAACGGGAAUGAUGCUCCUGUAUCGAAAAGAAGUGUCAAAGUAGAGGACAUAGAGACUAGGAUAAAUAAAUUGGAGGAAAUGAUGGACAAUCAACUGACGGAGAGCGGCAAAUUGUUGCAAAUGGUUGUGAAGCGGAUUAAGAAGAAAAAGGAGCCCAAGGAGGACAGCGUAGUGAAUUAUUUGAGAGCACCCGACAUUGACGCGGGUAAAAAAACAGUGCUGCCCGUCCUAGUGAUCGCGUGUGACCGUGUCACAGUCAAACGGUGUCUAGACAACCUGAUCAAGUUUCGACCCAGUAAGAAGACGUUCCCUAUCAUAGUCAGUCAGGACUGCGGGCAUAACGCCACAUAUCAAGUAAUAAAAUCCUUCACCGACGCAGACCCGUCAAUCACCGUAGUGCGCCAACCCGACCUGUCAGAGAUUCCACUCGCGCGCACUGAUAUCAAGUAUAAGGGUUACUAUAAAAUAGCGAGGCAUUUCAAAUUCGCCCUCAACCAUGUGUUCACGACUUUGAGGCAUCAGGCUGUGAUCAUCGUUGAAGAUGAUCUGGACAUUUCGCCGGAUUUCUACGAGUACUUCCUAGGCACAUAUCCUCUCUUGAUCAAGGAUCAUAGCAUAUGGUGUGUGUCAGCCUGGAACGACAACGGCAAGAAGCAGCUGGUGGAUCUCUCGCGGCCCGAACUCCUCCACCGCACCGACUUCUUCCCGGGGCUCGGCUGGAUGCUGCGGGCUGACUCCUGGGCCGGGCUGGAGCCGAACUGGCCUAAAGCGUUCUUCGACGACUGGCUCCGAGAUCCGGUGAACACGCAGGGCCGCGCGUGCAUCCGGCCGGAGAUAUCCAGGACCUACUCAUUUGGGAAGGCGGGCGUCAGCAAAGGUCUCUUCUUCGACAACCAUCUGCGCUACAUCGUACUCAACCAGGACUAUGUCGAGUUCACAAAAAUGAAUCUCACUUAUUUAUUAAAGCAAAACUACGACCACAACUUCACAAAGUACGUGUACUCGCUCCCGAACGCGACCGCCGAGGAGGUGAUGAGCGGCGCCGCGCCCGCGCCCGCCGUGCGAGUUGCGUACACCAACCCUCGCACCUACCACAAGGCUGCCAAGAGGCUGGGGCUCAUGGACGACUUCCGGAGCGGUAUACCGCGAACGGCUUACAGAGGAGUAGUCCAGUGUACGGUGAAGGAUCGCCGCGUGUACCUCGCGCCGGACUUCGUGUGGACGCAGUACGAUCGCACGUGGGAAUAGCGAACGUAGACGAGUAGCUUUAGACACAGUAACCUAAUGUUCUUUAUUUAGGACAUAAUUUAUUUAAAAAAAUGACAAUUUCUUUCUGCGUCCUAAAGACACGCGUAGAUAGUCUUUAAACCAAGUAAUUUAAAUGUUAUACACGUUAAACUUUCGUGAUAUUCAAAUAAUUAAUGAAUCUACGGUUGUACUCUCGUUAUUAUAUCGAAGCGUCCAGUCCGCGGACUUUAGCCGUCGCGUGAACUCCUAUAUGAUAUGCCUGAAGAGGGGCCUCCGAAUUGGCCCGAAACAUGUCGCAGCAAUAGCGAUAUAUCAACGUGAGUUAGAUUCCUUAAUUAAUGUAAAUGUUUUUGUUUUAAGACAGCUGAUCGUUUUUUUUGUCACUUUUUUAAAUGUGACAUUUUUGAUAAAUUUUAUGUGAUUUCUACUCAGAAUCAGUAGCUUUUUCAAUCCUAAAUAAUAGGUAAAAGAUGUGUCCCAUACGAUUUUUUCUUAUUUUGUUACCAUUUCCAUACAUUUUUUUAUUUAUUUAUUGGUAAUGGGCAACAAACAGCUAAAAUAUCACAUAAAAGAAUAACAAUUUGUAUAGUAACAAAAGUGUAUGGAAAUUCUGGGACACCUUGUCUCCUAUUUAGAUAGAAAGUGCUCGUGAUUCAGUACAAUUGACCUAAAAUUCCAUAAAAAUAUGGCAAUACAAGGCGUGUUCAGAUAUUUUUGCGCGCUCCGUCCGCUCAGAUAUAUCUGGCGGCUGCACCAUGUGUGACCUAACACCCCGGACCGUGCCGAGGCGUAGUCCAGUGCACGUUGAGACGUGGGGAUAGCGAACGUAGAGACUUAGCUUUAGUGCGUUUUCACAUUAUCCGAUCCGAUAUCGGAUGUCGGACCGAUAUCCCAUACAUUACAGGCGCCAUCUUGGAUUUUUUGUAUUGAAAUCCUUCCGACAUCCGAUAUCGGAUCGGAUAAUGUGAAAACGGCCUUAGACACAGUAAGUCAUUGUCCUUUACUUAGGACAUAAUUUAUUAGGACAUAUUUUUUUCCGGUGACAAAAUGUCCUUUACACGCGUAGAUAGCCUUAACCUAGUAAAUCAGCAAUUCCCGUUAAGUUUGUACAUUUGGAUCACGUCUCCGAUUUGGAUAAAAAUUGGUAGGCUGAUAGAGUCCA